Otolemur garnettii (small-eared galago) is the source of this 3333-nucleotide messenger RNA. It is a transcript of the gene RASGRP4, whose product is annotated as RAS guanyl releasing protein 4. Bases 123 to 2138 code for a protein of 671 amino acids. The record is from RefSeq and is a predicted model, not a curated record. The transcript has 17 exons. Lineage: Eukaryota; Metazoa; Chordata; Mammalia; Primates; Galagidae. Gene Ontology annotation, cellular component: plasma membrane. Gene Ontology annotation, molecular function: guanyl-nucleotide exchange factor activity; calcium ion binding. Gene Ontology annotation, biological process: positive regulation of GTPase activity; Ras protein signal transduction.
CUUUCCUUCCCUAGCACGGAGGAGGCCGCAGCUCCCUGGGGGCUGAGAAGCUGGAGCCUUGGAGAAGGGGGAGGAGCUGAGCCACUUUCUGCAAGAUCCCUACCUUUGUCCCCCCAGGAAGCAUGAACAGGAAAGACAGCAAGAGGAAGUCCCACCAAGAAUGCACCGGGAAGACAGUAGGGCGGGGCCGGCCCCGACAAGCCCGCCGCCACAAGACAUGCCCCAGCCCCCGGGAAAUCAGCAAGGUCAUGGCCUCCAUGAAUCUGGGCUUGCUGAGUGAGGGUGGCUGCAGUGAAGAGGAGCUGCUGGAGAAAUGCAUCCAGUCCUUCGACUCAGCUGGCAACCUGCGGCAUGGCGACCACAUUGUUAACAUGGCACUGGCCAUGCACAGCUGGGUAUUGCCUUCUGCCGACUUUGCUGCCCGUCUGCUGACCUCGUACCAGAAGGCUUCAGGGGAUGCACAGGAGCUGAGAAGGCUGCAGAUCUGUCACCUGGUCAGGUACUGGCUGACCCAACACCCAGAGGUGGUACACCAGGAGCCCCAGCUAGAAGAAGUCAUAGGUCGUUUCUGGGCCACUGUAGCCCAGGAGGGCAACUUGGCCCAGAGGAGCCUGGGAGAUUCCUCCAACCAUCUGAGCCCUGGUGGCCCUGGGCCCCCGCCCCCCAUGAGCAGCCCAAGCCUGGGUAAAAAGCGCAAAGUAUCCUUGCUUUUCGACCACCUGGAGGCGAGGGAGCUGGCUCAACAUCUUACUUACCUGGAGUUCCGGUCCUUCCAGGCUAUCACGCCGCAGGACCUGCGCAGCUACGUUUUGCAGGGCUCUGUGCGGGGCUGCCCGGCGCUGGAGGCAUCCGUAGGUCUCAGCAACAGUGUGUCCCGCUGGGUGCAGGUCAUGGUGCUAAGCCGCGGCGGACCUGCACAGCGCGCGCAGGUGCUGGACAAGUUCAUUCAGGUAGCACAGAGGCUCCACCAGCUGAAGAAUUUCAACACGUUGAUGGCGGUCACAGGUGGCCUGUGUCAUAGUGCUAUCUCCAGACUUAAGGACUCCCACACCCACCUGAGCCUUGACAGCACCAAGGUCCUGCUAGAACUGACUGAGCUUCUUGCCUCCCACAACAACUACACCCGCUACCGCCGUGCUUGGGCUGGCUGCACAGGCUUCCGGCUGCCUGUGCUGGGUGUGCACCUCAAGGACCUGGUGUCCCUGCAUGAGGCACAGCCUGACAGGUUGCCUGAUGGCCGCCUGCACCUACCGAAGCUGAACAGCCUCUACCUGCGGCUGCAGGAGCUGGCAGCCCUCCAGGGGCAGCAUCCCCCCUGCAGUGCCAAUGAGGACCUGUUGCAUCUGCUUACGCUUUCCCUAGAUCUCUUCUACACAGAGGAUGAGAUCUACGAACUUUCUUAUGCCCGGGAGCCCCGUUGUCCCAAGAAUCUGCCACCGUCCCCCUUCAAAGCACCUCUGGUGGUAGAGUGGGCCCCUGGUGUGACACCUAAGCCAGACAGGGUCACCCUCGGUCGGCAUGUAGAACAACUGGUGGAGUCUGUGUUCAAGAAUUAUGACCCUGAAGGCCGAGGAACCAUCUCUCAGGAAGACUUUGAGCGGCUCUCAGGCAACUUCCCCUUUGCCUGCUAUGGCCUUCACCCACCUCCCCACCAAGGGAGAGGCUCCUUCAGCAGAGAAGAGCUGACAGGGUACCUGCUCCGGGCCAGUGCUAUCUGCUCCAAGCUGGGCCUGGCCUUUCUGCACUCCUUCCAUGAGGUCACCCUCCGCAAGCCUACCUUCUGUGACAGCUGCAACGGCUUCCUCUGGGGUGUCACCAAGCAAGGCUACCGUUGUCGGGACUGUGGACUGUAUUGCCACAAACACUGCAGAGACCAAGUGAAGGUAGAGUGUAAGAGGACGUCAGCGGCCAAGAGUGACGUGGGCCCUCCAGGAGCCCCACCCACACCAGAUCCCCAUGCCAGCUGUGGAUCUGAGGAAAAUCUCUCCUACACGCUAUCCCUAGAACCUGAGACUGGGUGCCACCUUCGCCAUGCUUGGACCCAGACAGAAGCCUCACACCCAUCCUGGGAGCCAGAGAUGGUCCCCUGCCCAGAGAAGGCCCCACCAGCCACCUCGUCCUCCAAGCUGGAUUCUUAGACAUCAUCUCAGUCUCCUCUCUGCCUUCCCCUAGUCAGUCCCAAGUCCUGCCCUCAGCCUCCAGCAGGACCCCCAAAGGCACUGCUCGCUACCUGUUCACUGUUUUUGAGAAGAUACCAUCAUCUCUUACCCUGAAAGUUAUUUUCUUCUCUUCCAUCAUAGUGGGUACUAAUCAUACUUCCCUUUUCCUGCACUUAGCAUCUGUGCAGCUCUGUUGGUUAUAUUUAGACUCAGGGAUCAUCUCACCAACUCCCUAAACUUCUAUUUCAAUUAUAAGGAGAAUCAGGCUUGGUGAGGUUAAGCUUUUGGCCCAAGGUGGCAGAGAUCCCCAGGGUUGGAGGCAGGACUCAAACCUAGGUCAUCUGUCAGCUAAAACUGAAGCUCCUGACCAGUAUGCUAUACUGACCAUCAACCUGGGUCCAGAGCAGACAAGGACGAAUUCCACACUCUGGGCUUCUAGAGAAGGGAGAUAAGGCUGGGAAGGGGAUGAAAGAGGAGCCUACGAACACCUAAGUUAGAUCACAGCCCUUCUUUCCCUAAAGAUAAAAGCCAGAGUCCUCACUAUGGCCCACAAAGCCCCACAUGAUCCAUACUCCAACCUGACAUCACCUCACCUCCCAACCUGCCCUGCUUCAGCUACAAUGCCCUUGAUGGUUCCAGAAUACACCUGAAAACACUCCUACCUCAGGGCCUCUGCACUGGCUGUUCCCUCUGCCUGGUAUACUCUUCCUGAGGCCCACAUGGUUCUCUCUUCGGGAUUUUGCUCAUGUGGCCCCUUUUCAGUGAGGGUUCCCUGAGCACACUCAAAGAUCCAAUCUCCCCUCAGUCCCAAUCCUGCCUCUCCCUGCUUUUUCUCCACAGAACUUACCCCAUCUGAAAAACUAGACAUGUUACUCAGUCCCCUUUUUCAAUUUCCGCUUUUCCUCAUCAGGAAUGUCAGUUCCAGAAUGGCGGCUCUCUACCUGUUUUUCCCUGCUGUGUCCCUGGUACCUAGAACAGAACUGGCAUGUGAGGACACCUGAAAAACGUUUGUUCAGUACCUGAAUGUACCCUUCCCCACACCCACAGGAAGGGACAGAUGUUUUUGAAGAGCAAAGGACUUUGUAGGCCAGAGCAGCAGGGGCCUGUCCAGACUCAUGGAGCAGAGCACCCCCAACCCAAGCACCCCAACCUGGCCCCACAGAGAUAGGUCCUA